This is a messenger RNA of Candidula unifasciata, 2751 nucleotides long. The record is from the annotation of a GenBank genome assembly. Lineage: Eukaryota; Metazoa; Mollusca; Gastropoda; Stylommatophora; Geomitridae.
AUGGUUCAGCCUAAAUGGGAACUGAAAAAGAAUCUGAUAAGUCUACAGCAAGGUAACACAGAACAUAAGUUUCAACAAAUUCGUAACGGAAAUGAAACAUCUCAGUUGAGACAAGAAUCCUAUAGCGAAGUUCUCCAGCCGGGUCCAUGUUCUGUACUGUACUGUACCAUGGAAACAAUAGUCAAUUGCACUGGAAUGUCACUGGUAAAUGUCAGUCCCAAUUGGUUUCCACACAAUACCACUAUACUUUUACUCGAUAAAAAUAGCAUAGAAACUGUGGAUAACAGAAGCUUUUCUUUUCUGACACGACUUCGUGUUCUCGAUUUAUCAAACAACAAUAUAAGACAUAUACAGGAAAACGCUUUUAAGGAAUUGAUAAACCUGGAAAUUCUCAAUCUUGAGUACAAUCAUCUCAGCGAACGCUCAUUUCCUCCUGGAAUAUUUGAUCCUCUUCGUCAGGUAAAUUCGCUACUUGUCAAGAAGAAUAAAUUAAAAUACGGUCAACCAGGAAAUUUAUUUAGGAAACUUGAUAACUUAACAUUUUUAACCGUGGACGCUGUAGGUGAGAUUUUUAGUUUAGACAAAAUGUUCACACAUUUGACCAAGUUAGUAUUGACUGGAAAUGUGAAAGUUUUUGAUCAUUCAAGUUUUAGAAAUGUUCCUCACACAAGAGAACUCGUAAUUAAUGAUCUUAAUUCUAUUUCUAAUUUUACAGACACUGCCCUUGAACCACUUCAAAAUUUAGAUAUUCUUAGAGUCAACAGAGUGUACAUUGGUAUUGAAAAAUCUCUUCAGAUUCUGAAACCGCUAACAGGCACAAAUAUGACAUCGAUAUCUUUCUCGCGAGUGUAUGUCAAUCCACAUGAUAAAGCUUUAAGCAUUUACGACAACCAGGGAAUACUUAACGCUGAGAAAACGCAAUAUUUAUUGCACAUAUGCGUGGAGCACUUCUCCUUAACCGAAAGUAAUGUAUAUGUCAUACAAAUGAACACAUUUACUAGUGACGUUUUUAAAACGUGUUUACGAAGUCUCGACUUAUCAUCUAACAGACUUCUCGGCAGUAGGUAUGCUUUUUCUAUUUUCCUAUACUUUUAUAAUAUUGAGAUAAUAAAUCUAGAGAAUGACCAUGCAGGUUGUUAUGUUAAAGAUUCAUUGUCGACAAACAGUAGACAACAAGACGUUUCAUUCUCUUCGUUCACGACACAAACUGCAAGCUGUUAUUCUUACGAAUCAACCGAAUCCGCGACUGCUUCUAGUAAGACAAAAGUGGAUGAAGCUUUAAUCGCACAUAUGUUGCGUCACCGGGACAGCUUUGAGGAGAUUCUUUCUGAAGAAAAUAUGAGGUAUCCCCAAAUUCCGUUUGAUGACGAUAUUAACUCUCAGUGCCCAUCUGCUAUACUACCAGAGGAAAACAAUUUACUUGGCUACCUCCGACUUUACAUGUCAAAAUCAGUGACAUAUUUUAAAGGAAAAGGGUUAAUCUCAGAGGGCACUUUAAACGUCAAUACUAUAUUUGUGGGUGGAAGCGGACUGCGUUAUAUAGACAUUAGAGAUUGCGGUAUGAAAGAUUUUGUUGGAAAUAUCAUUGGUUUUAAUCGGUUGCAGAUAAUUUUGUUGUCUGGAAAUGAUGUUUCAAAUUUAUCGGAAACAUUUUUUGAUGGAAUGUGCCAUAUUACUGAACUCGAUUUAUCCAACUCUCAUCUGGAUGUCAACUUUAUGUCCAAUCAGAGUGCUAGACUCUUCCAGAAACUGCUCGACCUAAGGCGAGUGGACCUUUCAUAUAACCUUUUGAACCAUUUUAAAACGGGUACAUUUGAGUCAAAUAAGCAAAUUGAACACAUAGAUUUGUCUAGAAAUAGAUUUAGAAAUGUCCCGUUUAAUUUAGGACACACUCCAAAACUCCGAACGCUGGAUCUGCGUGAAAAUUCGUUGACAACAUUGGAAUCGCAUGAAAUAGAUCACAUAGACAGCCUAGCCACACACUCAGUAGGGUUUAAACUGCUUAUAGCAGGAAACAUUUUCUCGUGUGGAUGUAACAACCUCAGAUUCUUAAUUUGGUUGCAGACUACAAGUGUUAACCUGGACGAUGGUGGACAAUUCACUUGCUUAAGCGACGAUGGUCAACUGUCAUAUAUUACUGAUGACAUAGACACACUGUGGCGCAAAUGUUGGGGUGGAACAUUUUUAUCCCUUUCUUUAAUUCUCCUGUGUUGCAUUGCUGUUGGGUUUCUUGCACUUUUUUGCGUGUGGAAAAACAAAACGUUCAUCAGGUCAAAGAUUCUGCAGAUAGUGACUGGAUACAAGCUGAAGACACCAGAUGAUUACCCUACCGGGGUCUACAUAGGGUAUUCAGAGAACGACUACAACUUUCCAUGUUUUGUUCUAAGAAAAUUUAUAGAAAAAGAGUUGAAUCUCACCACUUAUGUAUACAAUCGUGAUAACGACCCACGUUCUGACAGGGCCAGUAGUAUUGUAGAUGCUAUAAAUGGUUGUUGGAGGAUAAUUCUUGUAGCCACUGAUAACUUUCUCCGUGAGGACGAAUGGGCCAUGUUUACAACAAGAACUGCCAUAUAUGGACUGUCUCCGGCCAAUCCUGCCCGUGUGGUGGUGUUAGUUCAUGAAGACUCACAGUACAGCCUUCCUCCAGAGGUUCUAAGUUCAGUUCCUGAGGAGAACAUUCUCGUAUUGUCUUCAUGGACAAUCUCUGGUGACUUGCAUAGGAAACUUAGAACCUGUCUUAAUGAACUUUGA